This is a messenger RNA of Drosophila mauritiana, 1322 nucleotides long. RefSeq names its product DCN1-like protein 5 (gene SCCRO4). Gene Ontology annotation, cellular component: ubiquitin ligase complex. The record is from RefSeq and is a predicted model, not a curated record. Bases 200 to 946 code for a protein of 248 amino acids. The transcript has 7 exons. Gene Ontology annotation, biological process: positive regulation of ubiquitin-protein transferase activity; protein neddylation. Lineage: Eukaryota; Metazoa; Arthropoda; Insecta; Diptera; Drosophilidae. Gene Ontology annotation, molecular function: cullin family protein binding; ubiquitin-like protein binding; ubiquitin conjugating enzyme binding.
CCCACCAGUGUUAAAUGUAUCGAUACUAUAGCGAGUGGAUAACCCAGCUCUAAUUGACGCCAAGAAAUUUUGAUUGAUUUUGAAAAAUAUGAUAACUACUUGGCAGCUAAAGUAAACUGGUCAUAUUGGGAAACAUUGCGCUAAGCUCACAUACGACGGACGGAACGGACUGACUCUGGGAAACACAUCACAAUAAGUCAUGCCACGGGGAAAACGCCGAGCUGCAGAUACUAUUAGCAACAACAUGGAUCAUGGUCAACCGAAGAGGGCCCGAACCAGCUACACCAGCAUACCCACACAACAGAGCAGCAGACGCCAUAUAAGAUCGGAAGAUGGCUUCAAUCAAAAGCGUUGCAUGGCAUGGUUCCAGGAAUACACAACACCAGAUGAACCGGAGACAUUGGGUCCCGAUGGCAUGGAGAAGUUCUGCGAGGAUAUCGGCGUGGAGCCCGAGAAUAUUGUGAUGCUGGUGCUGGCCUACAAAAUGGGCGCCACCCAGAUGGGCUUCUUCAGCCAGCAGGAGUGGCUAAAGGGGCUCACAGAACUCGACUGCGAUUCGGCAGCGAAAAUGGUUGUGAAACUGGACUAUCUGCGCAGCAUACUCAACGAUCCCAACUCCUUUAAAAGCAUCUACAGAUACGCCUACGACUUUGCCAAGGACUCGGACCAACGGUGUAUGGAUAUACUCACUGCCAAAGCCAUGCUUCAACUUCUUUUGGGCAAACAUUGGCCUCUGUAUCCACAGUUCGCACAGUUUCUGGAGCAAUCAAAGUACAAGGCGAUCAACAAAGAUCAGUGGUGUAAUAUUCUCGAGUUCUCGCGCACCAUUAGCAUUGAUCUAUCAAACUACGAUAUUGACGGAGCUUGGCCCGUCAUGCUGGAUGAGUUUGUGGAAUGGCUGCGCCUGCAGCGGAGCCAGGUCACCUCCACAACUGGAUCUAGCUGAGAAAAGCUGUAUCGAGUCGCCUAUUUCUAGUUCAACUUUGGGAGCUCAGUGCAGAGAGAAGUUUGCGGAGACGGAGUCGGAGAUGGGAUGCGAUGCGAUGGGAUGGGAAUGCUGAUAAGAGAGAUCGGCGAACCUUUAAGACAUAACCACAGGACACUCACUGACACCCACAUCCACACUCAGAUCCACCAGCCACUUCUUCGGCCUAAAACACAGAAGCACACACUCACACACACGGAAACACAAGGCAUUUUGGAGAGACUGCGUACACUGGCAAAGCAACCAACUAUGAAACUAAACUAUUGAUAAUAUAUUUAAUGUAAUAAUUUAUGUAUUAACGACGACACUAAGAACUAAAACCACAAUUCUCUACUUA